Dibothriocephalus latus is the source of this 282-nucleotide messenger RNA. The record is from the annotation of a GenBank genome assembly. NCBI's taxonomy places the organism in Eukaryota, Metazoa, Platyhelminthes, Cestoda, Diphyllobothriidea, Diphyllobothriidae.
AUGUUUUACUGGUACCUAUCCCCCUUCCGUUGUAGAGUGGAGAAGGAGAGGAACGACUAUAAGUCGGAAGUGGACGAUCUUCAGGGACAAGUGGCUCAGUUAUCUAAGCUGAAGAUGAACUCAGAAAAGAACAUCAAGACCCUGGAAAGUCAAGUCUCCGAAAUGUCCGCCAAGCUGGACGAGGCGAACCGCAGCGGAGCAGAUCUGGGCUCGCAGAAGGCUCGCGCCGCUCAGGAAGCCGCUGACUUGCAGCAUCAACUCGAGGAAGCCGAAUCUCAGAUC